AUGAAGAGGAGGACGUGGAGACGUUUCACCGACCACUGCAGCUGUGUUUUGUCCGCGUGGACUCUGCUGUGCUCCUGUUUGUUUGUGCCCGUCAGGACGGACGGUGUUUGCCCGUCGUCCUGCGCGUGCACCGGACUCACGGUGACCUGUCUUUCUGACGGCCAGGACAUACCGACGGACAUACCGGCGUGGACGUCCACUUUGAUACUUCACGGGAGAAACGUCUCAACUUUACCCCAAGGUGCGUUCACGGCCAACGGCAGCGAGUCGGAAAUACGGACACUCAGGCUGUCCCAUAACGGGAUACGGGUGAUCGAACCGUACGCCUUCCUGGGACUCCCCCGCCUGCAUUUACUGGAUCUGAGUCACAACCAGCUGGAGACCAUCUCGUCCCGCGCUCUCCACGGGUUGCCAGAGCUGCGCUCUCUUUACCUGAACUCUUCCGUUUCACCUGGCGCAGCGGCGCAGCUCGCGCACGCGCUCAACGCGGAUAGUUUGCGGAACCUCCACAGGCUGGAGCUGGCGGGAAACCGGCUGACCAGCAUCCCCCUGGAGAGAUUAGACAUCUACAACCUUCACGCCUUAGUGCUGAUAAACAACUCGAUAGAGAGCAUCGAGAGAGAAAACGUCUCCAGUUUAUAUCAGCAGAGGCGCACGCGCGUCUACCUGGCGCUCAAUCCGUUUCGGUGCACCUGCGAGCUGGAGGUGUUUUACUACUGGUUGAAGAACUCAUCCCAGUGCGCGGAUGCUGGGAGGCUCCUGUGCAGCGAGCCGGAGGCCCGGAGGGGGGUCCCCGUGGAGAAGCUCCGGGGGGAGGACGUGGAUUGUCUGAAUGAGAACCUGGAGGCGGUCUCCUACGUGUUUCUGGGGAUCGUGUUGGCCCUGAUCGGGGUGGUGUUCCUCAUGGUUCUGUAUUUGAACCGGAGGGGCAUCAAAAGGUGGCUCAACAACAUCCGAGAGGCGUGCAGGGACCAGAUGGAGGUGUACCACUACCGCUACGAGCAGGACACGGACCCCAGACUGGCCAACGUGGCUGUUUGA
This is a messenger RNA of Nematolebias whitei (Rio pearlfish), 1041 nucleotides long. RefSeq names its product Wnt-activated inhibitory factor 2 (gene tpbgl). Gene Ontology annotation, molecular function: protein binding. The transcript has a single exon. Gene Ontology annotation, biological process: negative regulation of canonical Wnt signaling pathway. The record is from RefSeq and is a predicted model, not a curated record. Gene Ontology annotation, cellular component: plasma membrane. Lineage: Eukaryota; Metazoa; Chordata; Actinopteri; Cyprinodontiformes; Rivulidae. Bases 1 to 1041 code for a protein of 346 amino acids.